CUAACGAUACACACGAGCAAAAUGCAUAAAUUCGUCGCGAUAUGGAUAUUAAUUUUAAAAGCGUUUGAAGUGUCCACAAAAGUGCAUUACGAUGAAUUUAAUGUAAACGAUAUUCUGCGUACGGAUCUUAUGCCGACAUUUUUUAUGAUCGACGAAGUUAAGCAGAAUGUAAGCGAUACGUCGAUAAACAAACAAAUGCCGUACGUUAAUGGAUCGAUUGACUCGGCGUUGUCUACCCUCGAUUUUCACAGAAAAAUGAUGAAUGAAUAUCAGUGCAGAAACUACCUCGCAGAACAAAUAUUGGGUGAAAUGGGUAAAAGUGUGCUGCAAAAUCGAGUCGGUAAGCCACCUCGUGAGGGACAUGAGGGUUUUGGGAAUAAUCUGCUCACUCGGCGCACUCAGGACAUACGAAGCAACUUUAUGUAUGAUCCUGGUUCAAUGAAUUAUCAGGAGUGGCUGGCUAAGGUGAUGGCUCUCAACGAUAUCUACCGGCAUCACAACAUGUCAGUAAGCCCAUCAUACAACGCUACAGCCUUUGAGGCAGACCAUCGGUCACAGCCUAGAGAAGGCUAUGAGGUUAUGGAGGGUGCGGAAAUGGCGAUUGGAGACUCUGAUGGACUUAUGUACGAGGUUUCAAAACAUGGUGGUGGUUACGAAUACAAUAUGCCUCCCCCUCCGCCGUCGAUAUACCAACACCCGUCACCAAUACACGAGAUCCACGAGGAAUACGGCGUAGAGAGGGAGUCCCAUGGACUGGGCAUCUCUGAUCUCUUCGAUAUAUCUCUUACCGGGAUCGCUUUCUUGUCCUUCGGCAUGUUUAUAUUGCAAGUGCUUAUGUGUAUAACAAUGAACCAACAACCUACGCAAGUAAUGCAACUAGUCGACAACACCGAUACAGUCAAUGUGGACGAUGUUUUCCGAGUGAAAAGAGACGCAGAACCGCGUACCAGAACUAUUGCAACCCUCAACAGCUUGGCGCGACACGCUCUGAUGGCUAUCCGACCUCAGUCACUGGAAUGCCUCUACCGUACCUUGUGUUUAGGGAACAAACAUGCAAGGAACAUUCGUGAUAGCAACAAAUAUUGGCUACCUUUGUGGCAUGCAGGAGUCGCCUGGACGCGCGGCAAAGUGCUCGGCGCUUUGCAGGCAGCUGCUCUUGGACUCGGCGGUGCUGAUUGCAACGAAAGUUAUCCUAAAAAGCUAUGCAUUUAAGUAAGCUUAAGUUAUACUAGUAAGCUUAAGUCAUACUAGCUAUGCCCUACGGUUUUACUCGUAUAAUUAUGAAAUAUGGGCUAGAACAGAUAGAUUUUUCCAAUUCGAACCAUUUGUUUCUGAAAGGAGGCUGGCGAAAGUGGGAAUCACACUGUGAUGUGUCGUACAUUCAUACCUUUGUAUUAAUUAAAUCUAUUAUUUUAUAAAAUGCUUGUAAAAAAAAAUAUUUAGAUUUUACAGAACGGGAAUCAAAAGAAAAAUUACUGUAUUUUAUUUACGAAAAAACUACUAACUAGAUAGGGUGCCUACUAAUUUUAAGGUAUAUCUUUUUUCUCUCUGCUUUUCGAAACUGCUUACCAUUUGAUUUUUUCUUAGUUAAAUCAUGUUAAACAACU
Bicyclus anynana (squinting bush brown) is the source of this 1607-nucleotide messenger RNA. RefSeq lists its product as uncharacterized. Lineage: Eukaryota; Metazoa; Arthropoda; Insecta; Lepidoptera; Nymphalidae. The transcript has 6 exons. Bases 22 to 1212 code for a protein of 396 amino acids. The record is from RefSeq and is a predicted model, not a curated record.